CCUUGCUCUCUCUCUCUCUCUCUACACUCAAGCAUCGGGAGCUCCGAUCCCUAAUCUCACCUAAUCUAUUUCCUCUCCAAAUCUCCGAUCUCUCUCUCGGUCUCUCUCAGCGACGUUGCUCUCGAGACCUAUUAUCUUCUUUCUUGCGCACAGAGACUUCAACGAGUCUAAGAUUGCAAAGCCAUGUCUUUUCCUUCCAAGAGACCUUUUGAAAAAAAUGCUUCAGACCCAAAUGGAAGGGGAAAGUGGCGGAAAACUGCACCUUCUGCAUCUCAGAUGCCACAGGGAGCUGUUGUCUUCCGCGUUCUUUGUCCCGUUUCAAAAUCUGGUGGCAUAAUUGGUAAAGGUGGUGGCAUUGUAUCAAGGAUACGCCAAGAGACUGGUGCGAAGGUUAGACUGGAAGAGAUUAUCCCUGGAUGUGAAGAGAGAAUUAUUGUUAUAACAGGCUCGGAUAAGGAUAUGGAAGUUAGCAGUGAAAAUGCAAUGAAAAGUGACGAAAAUGCUGGUGGUUCUGGUGGUGAUCAGGACGACAAGACUAGUGGUGAGGAUAAAGAAGAGAAAGAGGAUUCUUCUGUAUUAGAAGGUUCAAAGUCUGACAAGUCAGCAUCAUCAGCACAAAAGGCUCUCCUGCUCAUUUUUGAGAGAAUUAUUGAAGUUGAACCAAAAGAUGGUGAUGUCGAAGAAGAAGCAAGUAAGGACUUUGGUGUUACUGUUAGAUUGCUCGUUCAGUCUAGUCAGGUUGGUCACCUUGUAGGGAAGGGUGGGAGUGUAAUCAAGCAAAUGGUUUCUGAUAGUGGGGCCCAGAUCCAAAUCUCUAGAGAAAAACUUCCUUCUUGUGCUUCAGCAAACGAUGAAAUCGUGCAGAUCACUGGAGUAACUGCUUCAGCAAGGAAAGGUCUGCAGUUAGUUUCUCAGCUGCUUAUUAAGAAUCCACCCCGUGAUCCAUUUCCCGCUGUGAAACCUCCUGGUCCAUCAUCUAAUUCAUUCAGUCUAGUUCCUAGGCCAGAAGUUCAUCCAUCUAUGCAGCAUCUUCCUCCUCAAGGACCCCCAUUUUCUAACAGACCCUAUGAUGCUCCUGAUAUGCCUCCUUUUGCAAAGUUCCACGAAAGUUUUGGAUCAGGACAAGGUUCUUCAGAGCAGCUGACAUUCAGAUUGUUGUGCUCAAACGACAAGGUUGGAAGUGUGAUAGGAAGGGGUGGAAGCAUUGUUAAAUCUCUUAAACAUGAAACAGGCUGUGAAAUUAAGAUUCAUGAGACUGUACCUGAGACAGAUGACCGUAUCAUAGUCAUAUCGAGUCCAGCGCUCCCAGUUGAUAUGAUUUCUCCGGCACAGGACGGUGUCCUUCGUGUGCAACAUAGGAUUGCAAUGGCGGAGCCUGAUGGUGAUGACAAUGUUUCAUCUAGGCUUCUUGUCUCUUCCAACCAGAUUGGCUGCCUUAUCGGCAAAGGCGGUGCUGUCAUAGCAGAAAUGAGGAAAUUUUCGAGAGCACAAAUUCGAAUAUUGACCAAAGAGCAGCUACCAGAGAGCGUGCCAGAAAAUUAUGAUGUUGUUCAGGUAACUGGUGAACUUAGAGCUGUUCAGGAUGCUUUACUACAGAUAACUGAUAAGCUGAAGAAUCAUCUCUUCCGUGAUAAAUUUCCUGCUCUGAAUCAUGCUGUACACCCUUCCUUCCUUGACCAUCAGAUGCCUCCUUUUGGAGGAUACAUGGGAAGGAGGGAUCCAUCUCCCCCGAGAAUGUUCUCCAAUUUGCCUCCGUUUCAGAAAGAUAAUGUUGGUAGGCCCCAUGAGUUUGCUCACACAUUUCCUGGCCCUGGAUUUCCGCCUCAUGGUCGUGAAAGAAUACCAGCUGCUCCAUGGACACCCCAGGGCAUGAUGGAAGAUGGUAGUGGUUCCAUGCCUUUACCUGAGUAUCCAGGUGGAGCCUCCCAGAGAAGAAAGAUUGGCGGCUUUGCAGGCGGGAACCAUCAAGCUGUUAUCACCAGUACAACUGUAGACGUUGUCGUUCCACGUGCUCUGGUACCUUCAAUUUACGGAGAGGAUGGAGUCUGCUUAAGGCGUAUCUGCGAGAUUUCUGAAGCAAAGAUUACUAUUACUGAACCUGGACCCGAGGCUACAGAGACAGUAAUUAUAAUAUUUGGGACCCCUGAACAGACUCAUGCUGCCCAGAGUCUUAUCCAGGCUUUUGUAUUGAGUGAGACUGGUGCUAACUGACCUUCUAUAGUCGGAGGUUUCAAACUUUUGAGUGCGAUUUAAAGGGUUAUUUUUUCUACUAAACCCCCGGAGUAUUUGUUACCGUGGACUAGGUUUAUCGGGUAGUUCAACAUGCUGGAAGAGCUUUUAUCUUGCCAAUCAGGUUAUUUUGUUCUUUUUAGUCGCAUCUAGUUUUCUCUCCAUGAAAUUUAAGUUGUGGAUAAAGAAAUCUUUUUUAAAUGUUCUUUGUGAUGAACUAGUGUUUUGAUUUUGGUACUUGAAAUAUGUAUUCAUGGUAAUAGCGUUUAUGGUUAUUACUUUGUCAUGAUAGUAAUUAUGGGAGUAUUGAUAGCCUUGUAUGAUAGGACAAUAGGUCUAUCAUCGUUCAUUGUUUUCUGAAAGUUCCACCAGCCAAUGUCAACGCACAUAAGCGAAAUAAACGAUACACAUGGGCAUCAGCAAGAACGUAUACAUUUGACAUCUUCAAACACUAUGCGGUUUGUUUAGAGGAGCUCCAUUCCUUCCUUCUUUGUACUUAAAAAAAUUGUUCCAUUUACUCACUUAAUAUACGUCAUAUGUUUUAAAACUAGUGCAAAUUCCCUGGAAUUGUGGCUAUCUUUCUAGGAUUGAACUGGAGGAUUUCUUCACAUUUCUUAUCACCUCUAUCAACUCCACACCACAAUGGCCACAUCAUUGUGUACAUGUUUCAGAAGCACAAUUUAUAGCUGUGAAGUAUGACGAUGAGAAAUAUCUUUUUUGUUUCUGCAUGCUAUAACUAUUUGAUUUUGCAGAAUAAGAUGUGUGCGCUCCAAAUCCAAGAAUACAAAACUGCAAAUUGCAUUAACUAUUCAUCUUGAUAUACUUCACAGACUUGCAAAACCUUCAAAUUGUGGAUCUACUUCAGAGCAAUAACUCAUGUCAUACGUACACUCAUUUGGGUGCCCCUUAUCUUUGUAUAUUCUAAAAUUCUUAACAUUCUGAUCGACACGGCAUCAUACUUAACACAAUUCAACGUAUCCUAUACAAUCACAAGACAUGGUGUUUGUCACGUGACCUUAUUCAUUAUAUCCCAAACAGAUAAGUUAUCUUUCCAAAAAAGUCUUGCAAAAAGAUUGCUUCUAAAUGUUAUUACAUGUUAUGAUCAAAUACAGACGCUUGAAAAAGUGGAAACUUUUAUACAUUCUUUUGUAAAUUAUAAAAGCCUUCACUUCAAACAUUCUGAUGGACACCUGACAUGGUAUCAUACUUAUCACAAUUCAACGUAAAACUUCACUAUAGGUCCCUAAUGUGUUAGCCAAAUUUCAUUUGAGUCCUUAGUGCUUGAAAGUCAUCAAUAGAGAUCCCUAACGUUUUCUCCAUCAUCAAAUUAGGUCCUUUUUGAGAUUUUCUGUUAUUUAUUGCUGACGUUGACUGGACUAUCUUUUCUCUCCUUUUUGGCCCGUAACCCCCUACAAGUUUUUAAAUUACAAAUAACAUCCUUAAAGUUUUGAACAUUAUAGAUAGCUCCUAAAAAUUUUCAAAAACUACAUGUGAUCCGCUAAAAAGUUUACAACCAACCUCUUGAAAGUUUUAAAAAUUACAAAUAGCACUUUAAAAGUUAUUUGUAAUUUUUAGAACGUUUAAGGGGCUAUUUGUAAUUUUUUAUGGUCUGUUUGUAAAAAUUUAGGGGUCCAUCUAUAGUUUUCAAACCUUCAGCAGUUGUUGACAUAUUUUCUAGAAGGGUUUUUAUAAAAUUUUAGGGGGUUAUUUAUAAAUUUCAAAGUUUUAGAGGGCUGUUUAGAGAACUUUUAGGGGACCUUGCAUAGAAAAUAUGCAAAUAGACUCUUGAAGUUUGAAAAACUAUGAAUAGACCCCUGAUUUUUAUAAACAAACCCUCAAAAAUUUUACAAACAACCCCCUGAAAGUUUACAAAUAGCAUAUAAGGUGCUAUUUAUAAUUUUCAAAACUUUUAGGGGGUAGUUGUAAAUUUUUUAGGGGAUCACUUGUUGCUUUUGAAAAAAUUUUAGGGGUCUAAUUGUAGUAUUGAAAACUUUCAGGGUGUCAUUUAUAAUUUUAAAAACUCGUAGGGGCUUACGUGGUAAAAAGGAGAGAAAAGACGGUCCAAUUAGCUACCACGUCAGCAAUAGAUAACGGAAUAUAUCAAAAAGGACCUAAUUUGAUAACGGAGAAAAUGUUAGGGAUCUCUAUUGAUGACUUUCAAAUGUUAAGGACUCAAAUGAAGUUUUGCUACAAUUCAAUGUAUCCUGAAGGUUUCUCUCUUGUGGCAUGGUGUCUGUGACAGAGGUAUGCUGCCUUAUUCCUUGAAUCCCUAACAGAUAAUUAAUAUGAGUUAUUUUUUUAUAAUUUGCCAAAAAAGGGGAAUGGUGGCAUAUGAUUAAUAUGCUGAACACCUUCAGGAGAAAAGUGAAAAUAUUCAUAAGUAUUUGUCACCAUGCGUCAGGUUAUGUUAGUGUAGAACCUAUUCCUUCACUAGAUUUGAAACUAGCACACUUAACUAUCUAUAAUAUUUUAUCCAACGGUCAUAAUUUUCUGUGUUUGAGACUUUAUGAAUUGAUAGCAUGUGGUGUACAUAAGAGUGUAUAGGAUUUUAUAUAGGACGAAUUUUCAAAACCGUCCUAUUUGGACUUUUAAUCCCAAAACCGACCUAUUUACCUUUUAUUUACAAAAACCGAUUUGGUUUCAUCCCUAGCGCUAAAACCAGGUCGGUUUUUGCAAAAAAAGUUUCCAAACUUCAUGGGAGUUCAACUCCCGUGAAGUUUAACAACUAUUUUGUUAAGCUGCUAAACUUCACGGAAGUUCGACUCCCGCGAAGUUUGUUUUUUCUCAUCCUCCCCGUAUAAAUAAAUCCCUACUCACCCGCUCCCUCUCGAUCCCUACACCCACCAUCAAUCCUCAGAUCCAAUCUCUCGCCUCUCCACCAGCAAUGGAUCCCGUAUCAUCAUGGGGCCUCACUCCUCUCGAGAACACGAAGAACUUUACGUCCUUCGAUGUCAUUGAAGCCCUCGUCCUCUCCGCCUCCGUCCUCUGGUCUUCCGCUCGCAUGCCCUCCGUCGCCGUCCUUUGGUCCUCCGCUACCUGCGCCUGUGGUCCUCGGCCCCGGCUUCCCCUUCCUACUCGGCAACGCCAUUGUCCUCACCCUCUUCAAGUCCCACCGCCUCCCCCCUGCGACGUCACCACUGAGAUCUAGAUCUCGACCUUCGCUCCGCCGCCGCAGAGGUCUUCGCUCCCUUUCCCCGGUGGUCCUCGGCCUUCGGUCUUCAAGUCCCGCUGGCAGAGGUGGUGUUCGAGGUCAAGAGGGUCAGCGUACUGCAUGGAGGCUGAAAAUUCAGUUUGAAGUUAACUCUCGUGAAGUUUAGCAAUAUUUCAAAAUAGCUGUUAAACUUCACGGGAGUUCAACUCCCGUGAAGUUUGGGAACUUUUUUCGCAAAAAAAUGACCUGGUUUCAGCUCUGGGGAUGAAACCAGGUCGGUUUUUGCAACUAAAGUUGAAAGGUGUCGUUUUUUGGGAUUUAGUUUGUAAAUAGGGUGGUUUUGAAAAUUUGCCCUUUUAUAUAGUAUGCUUUAGUUUCUUAGUUUACUAUUAAACAUGAAAACCUUUAUUUGUCGUAGCAAGGAAUUUACGUGAAAAUCUCUGACUGCACUCUUUGCUUAAACAUUUAAGAUAGGCAGGAUUACCGAAUGUCAUUAAGUAUUUUGGAGUAAUGCAUUUUUCACUUAGUAGAUAGUUGAGAGUUGAAAGGGAGUUAUAGGAGUGUGUAACAUAUAUUUUCCUAUGUGUUGCCUAUUAUUAUCAUAUAUUACAAUGAUAUUUGGCAAUCUUCAAUGGUUUCGACUUCUUGCUAAACAGUGUGCAGAACUAUAACGUAUCGUAGUUAUAAGACCUGGAUUUUAAGUUUCAAUUUUUUAUUUGUCUGUUGUGGCAACGCAUCCAUAUUUUCAAGCCGUUCAUUUACCAGUGGAAUUAUGCCUCUGCUAGUAAUGCUAUGUUUAUUUAAUGGAGAAAAGCGAAUGUCGAUCAGUUUCAUUCAUCGUCGAUCACUGCAUGAAUAUGUGUUAUAUGCUACGCUUGAAUAACAAUGCCCUAAUCAUAUACUGUAAUGAUAUUAGGCAACAUUCAAUGAUUUUGACGUUGCUAAACAAUUGUGCUGAACUAUAAGGUUUCAUCAAUGCCCUAAGAAAUGGAUAUAUUCUUAGAGAGUAAAAUACUUGUGUGCUGAUUUAAGCAAUAAUUAUCAGAUUUAGGUUCUAUGUUUUAUUUUCUUGUCUGUUGUAGGGACACAGUGAUUUUGAAAAUGUUUGUUCAUUUACCGGUAGUUUUAUUAACUUAUUUAAUGGAACAGUAACAAGUGACAAAUUGGUUCAUCUUUGGUCACUACAUGUAUAUAUGAUGCGCUUGAAUAUCAGCGCUGUUGUGAGAUUCUUUUUCAGGUACAUCAAUAGUUAUGACACUUCGUAUUAUACAAUGGAUAAGUAUAGGACUAUGCUCAAAGCGCUAGUAGAUGGAAACUUUAAUUGCAUAAAUUUGAAGUUAAUUGUGUCCUGAUCCGCACUCCUACUUCUUUAGGAAUGCGAACUUUCUUAUAUUAUAUAUGAGAUGGUUCCAGUUUUUAGGAACAAAGUUCAUCAAAAAGGAUGGGGCUGUGCAAGAUAUUGUUUGAUGUUACUGCUUGCUUAUCCCACUGCUAGUGGCAUCAUUUUGUAUGGAUGGCUGUAUAGAGCUUCUGGUACUUUGAAAUGCAAAUUUAUAGUAAAAUUAAAAAGCCAGGCGUGGACACAUUUAACUUCGACAUGGAUGCAGGUUAUAUGGCAUUGCGUUUUUUUCACUCCAAAUAUUGGAAAAUGACUCAAUUGUAUGUUUCCUUCAGCUCAAAUGAUUACUUUGAUGUUCUGUGGAUGAAAGGUACAAAAUCGUAAUAAUAUUUGGGUCUUCAACAUGGUUGAUUGAACUUCUAGUUGUCUAUGGGACAGGUAAUCUGAAAUUGUGUAUGCGUGUUUCUAAGGUAAUAAAACUUUACAUACUUGUGGAUAUCCCAUAAGGUUAAAUACAUUUUGCUUGUUCUGGCGGAGAGCAGUUAGGAAACUGCAGUUAUGGGUCAAUGUUCUUGUAUGCGGAUGGUGCGCGCUCUAAACUUUCUUUUGUGUAGCUGCAUGAACAAGUUUAAUUUGCUUCUAUUUCAAAUUGUUUGUCUCAGAGCUACCGGAAUGAAAGGACUACACGGGAACGGAGAAUUUGAAGCCUUUUGGGGGAAAAAAAUGGAUAGCUGAUAGCAGCGUAUUGACUAUUUUUUUGUUAAUCGUGGUAACUUUGUAUGUCGUUGUAAAUUAUAUGUAAGGAACGUUAUUAUUAUGUAAAGUCUGCACCGUGGUUGAAACUCGUUCUUCAUGCGUCUGUCUUCCUAUUCUUUAAUCUGUUGUCAUCGGCGGAUGGCUAAUUGAACCUAUUAUAAGCAA
Messenger RNA from Asparagus officinalis (garden asparagus), 7640 nucleotides. Its product is annotated as KH domain-containing protein HEN4-like. Gene Ontology annotation, cellular component: cytoplasm; nucleus. The coding region runs from base 184 to 2211 and encodes 675 amino acids. NCBI's taxonomy places the organism in Eukaryota, Viridiplantae, Streptophyta, Magnoliopsida, Asparagales, Asparagaceae. The transcript is spliced from 9 exons. The record is from RefSeq and is a predicted model, not a curated record. Gene Ontology annotation, molecular function: mRNA binding. Gene Ontology annotation, biological process: regulation of gene expression.